UUAGUCGCAUCAAAUGGAACAAAACCGCUAGUACUAUAGUUGAUCGACUACACUACACAUUAGCGCAAAUUCCAAUAACAUGCAAAUUCCAAUAACCAACGAUCCUGUUGAAUGUCCGCAGUUCCAGGAAUUGCUGUGCAACAGCUUUGGCAGAAAUAUCGAUAGUUUCAGGAGUGCCUUGAGUCAUGGCGCCGACGUAAAUAAGCGUGAAUCUGGUGAUAAAUAUUCCAUCUUCGAGAAGGCUUGUGCGACUCCCAACUGCGACGAUUACAUAAAAGCAUGCCUUGAUCAUGAAGCUUCCGUAACGAUAAUUAAUCCAACGCAGAAAACUUUUCCAAUCCAUCUAGUAGCUCUCUGCUGCAGUGAUGAAAACAUGAGAGCUCUGCUAACAUCGCCGGACGUCGUAGUCGAUCAGAAGUAUCAAGACCGAACCGCCCUGUACUUACUGUUCGAAAAUAUCAACGAAGAUAACCAUCAAAAAGCUUUCGAGUGCAUCAAGUUGUUACUGGUCGCAGGUGCCAACAUAAAUGCAGUACAAAAGGACAACGUGUCUCCAGUACAGUUAUUGCUGGAGAAGGUUGCCAACGGUCAGGUUCCGUCUGGCGAAAAUGAGUGGCCCAAGGAUGUGUUGCAGUACUGCCUUAAAGAGAGUGCGGUAAAUUUAUGCCUUAACGACGGCAAAGCGCAAACGUUGAUCAAACAGUGUUUUCCAACCUUGGCAAAGGAAUAUGGCAUGGAUAUGGCGUAUCCCAAAGGAUAUGGCAUGAGCACCGUGACCGUCGAGGGGUUAAAGGACAUACUUUCCAGUGGCACGAUGGAUGAAUUUAAUCAAAUUUUCGAAGAGUUCAAGAACUGUUCAAGAACUCUUAAUGAUGAAGAGCUUAAAGAUAUGUUAGACAUAGCAGUAGUUUCCGACAAGUUGAAAGCCGCCGAGUGUUUAGUAAGUCCACGAUUGGAUGCCAUCAAUGAAACGAUACCAGAAAAUCUGUUGGAGAUAUUACUCCCAGGUCUACUAGAAAAGUGUUGCAACCGUGGAUUCUACAGCGUGUUGGAAUGGCUUUUAAAGAUCAUUCCUCAAACUGCCCGAGACUUCAUCAAUAAGGAACCGCUGCUGUGUAUUUUAAUCAAACGAAUGUAUGCAAAAGUUUAUUUGAAGAAUCGCUCUUUUAGUGAUUGCUUUUACCUAUUGCUGCAAGAUCAUCGAAUAGAGAUUGAUAAGCCUGAUGAGGCAUCACAUCGAACUGCCCUGCACUACGCAGUAAUGUACAAAAUGCAACCCGUUCAACUGGCACUUCUCGGUAAAGGUGCACAGCUUGGCUUGAGGGAUAUCUUACGGAACUUUUGUGAGAUAGAUCCCAUUCUUUUGGAAAAACACUUCGAUACUCGUCUGAGCAAAACCAUCGUUUGCGACUCGUCUGAGCAAAACCAGCGUGAUGAGGAAUUUGAUGUGACUAUAGAUCUUUCUGAUUUCACCAAAUCAACAUCCGCCACUAGCGAAAUAAACUGUCAGAGUGAAAUUUAUCCUAUACUUCAACUGGCGCAACAUCCAGCCAACAAACGCCUUCUUCAGCAUCCACUUAUUUCCAUUAUUUUACAAUUGAAAUUGGAGUACUUGUGGCAAGCAAAUUUGGUAUAUUUUGUGUACCAUUGUAUACACUGGAUAUGUUUAACAUGGUUUAUGGUUUAUUGCAAUGACAUCCUAGGGCUAGGACGGAUGAUUGAUACAUCAAUUAUGAUCUUUGUAGCUGUAUACACAAUUGGACGGAUGGUGAUGAGUUGCGCUAUAGACAAAGAACAUUUCCUGCAAAGAUGCGAAAACUGGCUACAAAUUAUGCUAAUUAUAGUACUCAUUUGCGCCAUCGUCGUAAAAGAAUCAUUUGCAGUUCACGAAGAAAUAUAUCGAUCGUGUUGUGCUACCGCGGUUAUGCUACUGUCUGUUGAGUUCACCGUCGUUCUUGGGAAGGUUUCUUUCCUCGGUAUCUCGACUAACCUCAUCAUGCUGAAGACGAUAUCGAUUAACUUUUGCAAAUCGUUGAUAUCGUUCCCGAGCAUUUUGAUAGCAUGGGCACUCGUGUUCCACAUUCUGUUUAAACAUCGACAUCAUACGGAUCCCGCAACGUUAGAUAAAAUAGAAAUACAAAAGCACAAUACAGUUGAACAACUCACCGGGAAUAAUGAAUUCAGUAAGUUCCAAACAGUCUGGCUGGCACUGACAAAAACAAUGGUAAUGAUGACCGGAGAAUUCGAUGCAACGAAUAUACCGUUUGCGGAAAGUGUGUUCAAAAAUGUUUUAUUCUUGAUGUUUGUAAUUUUUGUCGCCUUGGUUCUGAAUAAUUUCAUCAACGGUUUGGCGGUCGAUGAUACAAUAACCAUGAGAGCUGAAUCUGAAUACAUCAGUCUCAAACAGAAAAUAUUCCUGAUACAUCGUCUUGAAACCAUUUUAAACCUACGUAGGACAUGGGCCAACUACAUUUCUAGUACUUUGAAUUGGCCUUGGCUGUCCCAAGAAAAUACUACUAUUAACUUACCGCCCUCCAUCAAAAUUCUACAAAAUUCCCCAAACACGAAUGCCCAAUAUGGUGAUAUUUUGAAACGUUCGCAAGAAAUAUUGAAUUCAUAUGCAGAACCGUACUACGUUAAUGCUGAGACAACGAAUAAUCUAAAUGAUAGUGCGGCUAGAUAGCUAGUGAAGAUCUACUCAAAUUUAUAUAGUAGUUGUUGAUGCUGUUAAUCGUAUUACAAUAGGAUCGACGGAUAAUAGGGAGUAUAUCUGUCCGGCCACAUGAAGGCCACAUGUUUACGAUUACAAUGUAAGUUCUUAUUUGCUGCUACAGAAACAAAAUCUAAAAAAAAGAAAAAAAUAUUCAGAAAUCAAUUUAUUUCUCUUCGAUUUAUGUUUUCGAGCACGUUUCACAUUUCGGUUUUAUAUUUUUGCAGCCACACGAAGCGUAUACCUCGUGUACCGGCACAUGGUGCUCAAAAUCAUUUGUUUUUUAUUAUAUUGUUUGUUUUUUUAUAAGCUUGCAAACUUCUGCUUUAAACUCCUUGUAUUCUUGUUCUUCUGUUAGAUGUAUUAAUAGAUUGUCUAUUUUUUCAAGCUUAACGCGCUCCACAUCUAACCGCCCACUGGCGUUCGGUACUGCGACCUCUAGCAGCUCAAAAAUUUGGUCAGAAUAUUUGAUUAUAUUAGGAUGAAGACGUUCGUCUAUUCGCGAACCCACCCAAUGAACGAUGGUCUGAAGUGUGCGUUGCAGCUCUGUUAAGCGAUGGGGUAUCAAUGCUGGAAGAUUGUCCAGUUUUUCGAAUAAAUCCGUAACUUCUUCCGUUCCCAUAUGAGAAACCUGAUGAAAAAGUAAAAACAUUUAAAACAGUGCCGUCAAACAUGAAACAGAAAUAUGAGUUGGGGACAAAACAUUGACGCAGAUAUAAAAUGUGUUGUAUACAUAGUUUCGCUUUUCCUUUAGUGUUUCAUUGCACAAUUCACGUUUAAAGAUAUAGAAGCUAGAUAUUGCUUUUUGCAGCACAUAUUUAGUUACGUUAGUAAAGAUAUACUUACUGCCAUUAUGGUCGCAAAAUGUAAUAAAUUCCUCGGUCGUGAGUGUGCCGAUGGUCGUGAUGUUUAUGUUUUAUAUGGUAAUAUCGAAAACACGAUAUGUCAAAACCGUGGAAAAACAAAACAUGUCUUUUACUGGGGGGCUACAUGAGGCGUAACGUAAUGUUUUUGACAUUACAGAUUAAUAGCAAACUGCUGCGCUUCUGUCAAAACGUUUACGGGUCGGCCGAGGCGUAAACCCCGAGCGUAAAUACUUUUCGCAUACGCUUUGCUUACAAACAGAGGAUAGUUUAAGUUCUUAUUUGCUGGUAUAGCAAUAAAAUCGAAAAAAAACAAGAAAAAAAUAUUCAAAAAUCAAUUUAUUUCUCUUCUAUUUCUAUUUUCUCGGACCAAAACACGAACGUAAACACGUUUAACAUUUGGUUUUUAA
Molecule: messenger RNA, 3983 nt
Organism: Anopheles bellator
Lineage: Eukaryota; Metazoa; Arthropoda; Insecta; Diptera; Culicidae
Product: transient receptor potential cation channel protein painless-like
Exons: 6
Coding region: 80-2683 (867 amino acids)
Molecular function (GO): protein binding
Source: RefSeq, a predicted model, not a curated record